UCAAGAAUCGCUCUUUUGAUUAUUGACUGAGAGGAGAAAAAAGUUUAUUUCGACAGAAAAGACUUGGUUGCGCGCAAACAAGGAAAAAAUUAACACCAGCCUCAUCGAAUAACAAAAUUCAACAACUGGUGUUAAGCCGUGCUAAAGUUGGCCGAGACAAACAAACAUGGUUCGCUUGUGUUUCUUUUGUAUCUUUCUGUCUUCGUUUCUUGUCUUAAUAGACUGCCGUGCAGCACCAAGAGAUUGUCACGACACAUUUAAAAACUGUGAAACAUGGAAGAGGUCUGGCUUUUGUAGCUUCAAUUCACAUGCAUUCUACUUGAGGAAUGGUUGUGCAAAGACCUGUGGCUUUUGUAAAAGUAAUUCUUUAUUGAAUCCAAAUCUGCAUGCUGUUCAAGAUACUCUUCACGCCGCGCACAAAAGCACACAAAAACAACAAAACGGAGCUGUUGUAACAGUCACCAAACAGUAUCCGGGUAAUUCGGUGGGAGUCCUGCACUCUCAUAAACUUCAUACCGCACCACAGCAUCCCCAAUAUCACAACACUCUAGAUGAGCCACAAGAAAAAAAACCCGAAUGCAAGGACAAAUUUGUGACCCAGACAUGUCAGAAAUGGAAGGACGCUGAUAUUUGCAUGGACGACCGAUACAGGCAAUACUUGACUUAUGGCUGUUCUAUGACAUGUCGCUUCUGCAAUUGCCGUGAUACUUACAGGGAAAACCCUUACUGCGACGAAUGGAAAACUAGAGGAUUUUGCGAAACUUACAAAGAGCAGCUCGAAAGCUAUUGCCCAAAGACAUGUGGCUUUUGCAUCAACGCAGAAUACGUAGAGACUCCAACGCCCUCCCAAAAUACAACCACGCCUUCUCAGAAUGCAACCACACCUUCCCAAAAUUCCACAACUAAUCCAAACAAUACAGCAGCCAGUCAAGCUAGUGAUGCAGAAAAGCCGACAGGAAAAUUCUUCGAAACUCGGCCAACUCAAUUUGCCGAGACAGGAAAUACAAAUUCCAAGAGAGGUUUGCCUAUUGACCCGGAGAGGAACUCGCCAGUGUGGUCAGUUAACGCAGAUACACGGAUCAACUUACCGCUACCUCAGCAGUAUGACGACAUGGGAGGUGGUGCUGUAAAGCGUCCUCUUGAGGACGGUACGUACUUCACUCCAGCUAAGACCAGUGACAAGUUUGAAUACUACACCGAGCACUAUUCCCCAGACCCCUAUGUGGCGGCCGCGCAGAGAGAGGAAUGGAUGGGCUCCAACGGUGUUUCCCCAAAACCAUCUCUUAGCCGGAAAUCAAAGAAACCCGAAGUAAAAGGGGAAAAGGAAGUCAUUAAAGUUCUCAAGAAAUCUAAUAUAAAGGAUAGGAAGCGUCUGACACCUAAGAACCUGAAACAUUGAUGGAUACUACGUUCCUUUUGAUUCGCUGACUCUGUAAAAUCUCUAGAACUGGGUUUUUAGCGCUGGGAUGAAUUGUUAGUGAAAUAAUAAACGAUAAUAAGCUCUUGUAGAGGAAAUAUAGCUCUUUCUUUGAAGAUACUUGAUUUCUGCCUACACGUGGCAGUUACUGAUCAACUGUCUGGCUGCUGUGCAAGCUUCUCCCAUCGAUCAAACAUGAUGUAAUCUGUUGAUUGGGUGAAAGAUGCGUUGAUUCAAAUUCUUGUUUAGAAGCUGAAAACCUUGCGAUUAAUUGACCACUUUCAUAAAUGGCUGCCGGAUUAAUAUUUUUUUGUUUAAAUUUAAAUAAGCCUUUCUGGCCUCGCUUUCUGGCCUUUCUGGCCUUGCUUUUGAAUUUUGACCUGGACAACGAGGCCAGAAAGGCUAAUUUAAAUUUAAACAAAAGAAUAUCAUCUGGCAGCCAUUUAUGAAAGUGGUCUAUAACCACCUUCCAAAAAGUAUGAGACCGUUGGCCUACUACUGUGACUUAUUUCUUAUGAAGAUAGACUUAUCUAUGUUAUUUAUAUUCAUGUUAAAGUUCGAACAUUGUCAUCUCAUCAAAAAUUA
Messenger RNA from Stylophora pistillata, 2002 nucleotides. RefSeq lists its product as uncharacterized. The record is from RefSeq and is a predicted model, not a curated record. Lineage: Eukaryota; Metazoa; Cnidaria; Anthozoa; Scleractinia; Pocilloporidae.